Messenger RNA from Talpa occidentalis (Iberian mole), 6535 nucleotides. It is a transcript of the gene KNDC1, whose product is annotated as kinase non-catalytic C-lobe domain containing 1. Gene Ontology annotation, molecular function: guanyl-nucleotide exchange factor activity. The record is from RefSeq and is a predicted model, not a curated record. Gene Ontology annotation, biological process: small GTPase-mediated signal transduction. NCBI's taxonomy places the organism in Eukaryota, Metazoa, Chordata, Mammalia, Eulipotyphla, Talpidae.
AUGCAGGCCCCGGGCCCCGGCGCGGCCGCCCUCCGCGAGGGGGACGCCGCGGACCUGGCCCUCUACGACUUCGAGCCGCUGCCCACGCUGCCCGAGGACGAGGAGAACGUGUCCCUGGCGGACAUCCUGUCCCUGCGGGACGGCGGCCUCAGCGAGCAGGAGGCCUGGGCCGUGUGCCUGGAGUGCAGCCUGGCCCUGCGCAGCGUGGCGCCCGCAGCCAUCUUCCAGACCCUCUGCAUCACGCCUGACACCCUGGCCUUCAACACCAGCGGCAGCGUGUGCUUCAUGGAGCAGCUCAGCGAUGACCCUGAGGGCGUCUUUGUCCCCCCAGAGUUUGAUGACACUGGGAACACCUUUGAGGCGCACAUCUACUCCUUGGGGGCCACGCUGAAGGCGGCCCUGGAGUACCCCGCGGGGCCCGAGCCGGGGCCCGAGCUGAGCCGCGACCUGGAGGCCCUGCUGAGCCGGAUGCAGGCGGAGGACCCCGGGGAGCGGCCCGAGCUGCAGAGCGUCAUCGCGCUGUGCGAGCAGAAGCUGCAGCUGGCCUCCCCCUGCCGCCUGUGCCGGAGCCUGUCGGCCGCGGGACGGCGGGUGCUGUCCCUCGAGUCCUUCGGGGCCUUUCAAGAGGUCAGCGAGAGUGCCUGGCGGGGGAGACCCAGGAGGCCGCCCGGGGACCCUGGGGACCUGCCCACCACAGAGGGCCCACCCCAAGCCUCCCUCCCCCGGGGCCCGGAGCACCCCGGGACCCCGCCCACCAAGCCUCUGCUGUCGGCCCCCAUGAGGAACGGUGAGAGCCACGGCCUGGAUGAGCUGGCCAGCCUCCUGGAUGAGCUGGACACCCCGCGUGCCAGGGGGGCCCUGGAGCCCGACUUUCUGGAGCGGGGCCACCUGCGUAAAGUGCAGACAUUCCCCCGGCUCCUGCCCGAGGGGCCCGAGGCCAGUGGCCUCUGCCUGCCACUGACCAGCGCCAAAAACUUGCUGCCCGCCUCGGAAUCCCCUACUGCAGACGCCGGGAAGGGCCCCUGGGACGGGAGAAGGGGGCUCUCCAGUGUGAAGGCACCACCCAAGUCCGGACUGUGGCCAGAGCAGGGCCCAGAGCCCCAGCCGGACGGGGCCCAGGCGGCGUCGCAGCCCAGCCAGGGCCCUGCAGAGGAAAGCCCCCCAACCCACUCCCAGGACCCCGGUGAGGUGGGUCCCGCUGCCUGGACUCUCAAGACCGAGGGGACUCUGGAUGCAGCUGGACAGCCAGGAAGUACAGCCGCGGAGCAGGUGAGAGCUGGGGGCUCCCCGUGGCUGGAGGGCCCCUGCACAGGCAUGUGCCCCUCCACCCCCACACGCACCACCUCGGCCUCCCUUGCCCAGCCCUUACCCAGCUUUGCCCCAGCUGCCCUGUGCACGCAGCCCAGACCCGGCCCUGGGCCAGGACCCUCCCUGUUUCCGUGGAUUGUGAAGGACUUGUGUAGGGGCAGCCCCCCACUAGGACCACCACACCCCCAGGGGUUAUCUCCGGAGCUCUGGCGUCUUCAGGCUGCUGGUGCUGUCCCCAUAUCAGCUGUGAGGACCUGGGAGGUCCAGGGAGGCCCAGGGAGGCCGGGGGUGUUCAGCCUCACUGCAGGUGCUCGGAGUGGCCUGGGCUGCAGCCUCCGAGGCUGGUCAACCCAGCCCCCAGCAGGCUGCUUCCCGAGCUCUGCAGGGCGCAAGCCCUUGGCCUCCUACCACCUGCUGCUUGUCUUGGGUGCACAGCUGUCCCCGCAGGGCCUGUCCUCUCCAGGCCAGCUCCUGGGCCUGUGUGGGAGAUCUCAGUUUGCUGCUGUCCUUGCUGACUUGCGCUGCUUUGCGGCCGAGUCCCAGCAGCCCCGGCCGGUGGGUGUCCAGGAGGUGUCGCCGUGCUGGCCGGCUGCGCUGGGCCCCUGUGUGGGGCUGAAUGCGGGGCGCUGCGGGCAGGCGCCGGGCGCGGCUGGGGUCCUGAGCGGCCUCCAGCGGCGCUGCGGGCCGGGGGCGCCGCCCGAGUCCCCGCCCUCGGCCCAGGGUCAGCUCCCGGCACGGGAAGGCCCGGCGGCCGGCCGGGGCCUCCAGCUGCCUGCCCGGCACGGCCCCGCGUACCCCCCGCCGUCCCGGGAUAGGGGCUCCCCUGUGCCUGCGGGGCUCUCCCCGACCUCUCAGCAGCCGGCGGGCCCGGGCUGGGCCCCGGGAGCCGCGAGCGGCUGGGCUGAGCCGGCUGCCCCGCAGGACGUCGGGCUGCGGGACCUGCUGCGCCAGCUGGGCCGGCCCUUCAGGGAGUACGAGCUGUGGGCGCUCGCCCUCGCCUGCCUCCGCGCCCUGCGCGCGCAGCGCCAGCGCCCAGCCUACCUGAGCCCCGACUCCGUGCUGGUGGCCGAGGACGGGGCCGUGCGCCUCGCGCCGCCCCCCGCGCACGGUGCCCCCGACGCCUUCUUUCUGGCUCCCGAGGCUGCGGAGCAGAAGCCGGUGACCGAGAAGGCCUCUGUGUACUGCGUGGCCGCGGUGCUGUGGGCGGCCGCCAAGUUCGGUGUCCCCCGCGGCCGCAAGCUGGCCCUGCCGCACCGGCUCAAGACGCUCCUGCUGGACAUGGCGCGCCGCCGCGCCCCGGAGCGGCCCUCCGUGGCCGAGGCCACCAAGAUGUGCAGCGCCUACCUCCUGCAGCGAGGCAUGGACAGCAGGAAGAUUCUAGCCCACCUGAGGGCGUCCACCUGCCAGGCUGACCAGGAAGAAGAGACCAUCGGUCUCCAGAAGGCCUGCCCUGUGGCCGGUCUGAGCCCUCGCCCAGUGGCCGCCACCCAGCUGGGCCCAGGCUUCCUGCAGGUCAGCGGGGACACGUGGCUGGCGGCUGUGCGGGAGCCUGUGCCCAGCCAGCCCCCCAGCCGCGGGGGGGCCCUGGAGCUGCCGCCCGCAUUCACUUCUGCUGCCACCCACUUCACCCCCAUCGAGCUCCCACCCCGCGCAGGAGUGGCCAGGGACACCCUGGCCCUGCCCUCGGGCCCCAGGUCUGAGCAGCCAGGUCCAGCUCCGGAGCCCCUGGAGGGGUCUGCGCUGAGAGAGCCCGCCCAGGGGCACGCCCCGCCCUCAGCCCCAGCCAGCCCGCCCAGUGGGGCCUCCUCCAGGUUGCUCGCCUCUCCUGCCCCGAGCCAGGCCCUGAAGGCACAGGUGCCGCCCCAGGGACAAGGGCCAGAGGAGCAGGUGCUCCCAGGAGCCUCUGCCGGAGGCCACAGGCUCCUCGCCCCAGGGCCCGCUGCAGCCCCGGGCUCUCGUCACCCAGCCAAGCCGCCCAGGGCUCCGGCCAUUGAGCCCCGGGGUCAGGAGCCCAGGAGCACCCAGUCAGCCUCAUGGGGCCCCGCCCUGGCUGCAGCAGGUCCAGAGAGUCCUGGGGGCACAGCUACCUCGGAGCAGGGAGACCAGACCCCGGACGGUCACCCUGAGAGGCCCCGGCCAGCAGACCCCAAGUCCUGUCCAUCUGGUGUGGACGCCCCGCCUCUCCCAGGGAGAGCGGCCUGCCCCUCGCUGCAGGAGGCCAUGCGCCUCAUCCAGGAGGAGUUUGCCUUCGACGGUUACCUGGACAACGGCCUGGAGGCUCUGAUCAUGGGGGAGCACAUCCUCGGCCUGAGGGACCUGACCUUUGCCACCUUCUGUGGCGCCGUGUCCGAGAAGUUCAGCGACCUGUACUGGGGCGAGAAGUUGCUGUGCGACCUGUUCGCCGCCGUCAACAGGAGGGGCUCGUCCCCAGAGGGGGCUUCGGAGGAGGCUGCGCCCCAGCGUGAGGGUGGUGGCUGGACCGGCCAGCCCGGCGGCUGCUCCCCAGCCAGCAGGAGAGCCUCCCUGCGCGGAGCUGGUAAGGGGUGGGCCUGGGGCACUGGGCACAGGGCUGUGGGCAAAGGGGGCCUCGCCUCUGGACCCCACGGCGGCCUGCGGUGGGAGCAUCUGCCCCGGAGGGGACCCCACUUAAGCCUGAUUUGGCCAGGCUCCCCCGGGCUGCGCAGGUGUGGUGUCAGGGAGGGGACCUGUAUACUUUCCUGGCGGGGGUCAGGGCCUCCCCCUGCGCCCGCGCACCUGUGCUCCAGAGUAGAGAUGGCCAGAGCCCCCGCCCCGGGGAGCCCCCCUUCUGCACCUGUUCCCUCAGCAGCAGUUCCAAGCCCCACCCCUGGCUCUGCACCACGCGAUAGCAUGUUUUGGGGGCCGGGAGCAGGAGCCAGCCCCGCCCUGGUGGUGACCCCACCGUCCACGUGGGCCGUCCCUCUGGGCGGCGCUGAGCGUCUGACCCUCUGUCCAGGGAAGGAGAAACUGCCCGCAGCAGGCGGCAGCCGAGCCCCCUGCCCGGGCCCCGCUCGAUCGGACAGCGACACUGAGGAGCUGUCGGGGGGCAACCUGGAGGUGGGGUUCCGGCCGCAGACGUCCCUGAGAGCCAGGCGGGAGCCGCAGGCUGAGGCCGCGGAGGCCCCGCGGCAGGCGGGCCCGGGCUCGGAGGCCGGGGCGCGGCCGGCCCGGCGGGAGGAGGGCCGCGGGGCCGGGGUCCCGAGCGGCAGCCCGGGCUGGGGCAGCGCCUUCUACGAGGAGGCCUGCUUCGGGGCGGACGUGCACCGCUGCGCGCAGCAGCUGGCCGGGCAGCAGGCCCUGGACGCCGACACCCGCCACCCGGCGCUGGAGCAGCAGCUCGUGAUGGAGAAGCGCAGCUACCGCAAGACCCUCAAGUUCUACCAGAAGCUCCUGCAGAAGGAGAAGCGGCACAAAGGCUCCGAGGUGAAGACCAUGCUGGCCAAGCUGCGGGGGCAGCUGGAGGAGACGCAGGGCAGGGUGCAGCAGCUGGGGCUGGUCCGGAGGUACCUGCAGGUCCUGUACGCCGAGCGCUGGGGCCUGGAGCCCUGCGCGCUGCCGGACAUCGUGAACGUGGCGGCGGCCCAGUGCGGCGCGCCGGCCUUCAGCCCCCUGGACGAGUCCUCCUCCCUCAUCUUCUACAACGUCAGCAAGCCGGCGCGCGGCGGCCGCCCGCGGAGGGGGCGCGUCCUGCAGGCGGGCACGCCGCUGGGGCUCAUGGCCUACCUGUACUCCAGCGACGCCUUCCGGGAGGGCUACGUGCAGCAGUUCCUGUACACCUUCCGCUACUUCUGCACGCCCCAGGACUUCCUGCGCUUCCUGCUGGACCGCAUCAGCGGCGCCCUGUCCAGGGCUCCCCAGGACCCCACCUCCACCAAGAUCUACAAGCGCAGCUUCUGCCUGCUGCAGGCCUGGGUGGAGGACUGCCUGUCCGUGGACUUCGCCCGCAACGCCGGGCUGCUGGGCAGGCUUGAGGACUUCAUCUCCACCAAGAUCCUGCCCCUGGACGGUGCGGCGGAGCAGCUGCUGGGCCUGCUGGAGGUGGGUGCUGACCGGCGAGCGGAGGGCGCCCCCUGCAGCGCAGACCUGGAGGACCCCAGGGUGGAGGAGGAGGCCAGACCCCUCAGCGCCCUCUGUAAGCGGCUCUCAGAGGACGGCAUCUCUCGGAAGAGCUUCCCCUGGCGGCUGUCCCGGGGUACCGGGCUGGCCCUGCCUCAGGCCAAGGAGCGCCAGUACAGCAUUGCGGCCGCGCUGCCCCGCCCCUGCUUCCUGGAGGACGUGCAUGGACCCCUGAGCAAGGCCAGCGAGAAGGGGCCCUACUUCCUGACCGAGCACAGCGCCCACCAGCUCUUCACCCAGCUGACGCUGCUGCAGCAGGAGCUGUUUCAAAAGUGCCAUCCCGUCCACUUCCUAAACUCUCGGGCCCUGGGUGUGAUGGACAGGAGCGCAGCCCUGCCCUGCUCUGGCUCUGCCGAGGGCCCGGCCACCCGCUCCUGCAGCCUCUUUCUGCCCAGCUACGUGCAGGACAGGUACCUGCUGCAGCUGCUGCGCAGCGCGGACGAUGUCAGCACCUGGGUGGCCGCUGAGAUUGUCAGCAGCCCCAAUGCCAAGCUGCAGGUGACCCUGCUCUCCAAGUUCCUGCUGACCGCGAAGGCCUGCUGCGAGCACAGGAACUUUGCCACAGCCAUGCAGAUCCUGGGGGGCCUGGAGCACCUGGCCGUGAGGCAGUCCCCCGCCUGGAAGAUCUUACCCGCCAAGAUGGCCGAGGCCCUGGAGGAGCUGAAAGCUGUAGAGGUCUUCCUGAAGAGCGACAGCCUGUGUCUGAUGGAAGGGCGGCGCUCCCGGGCCCAGCCCACCCUGCCCUCAGCCCGCCUCCUGGCCAUGCACGUCCAGCAGCUGGAGACCGGGGGCUUCACCAUGACCAACGGGGCCCACAGGUGGAGCAAGCUCAGGAACAUUGCCAGGGUGGUGAGCCAGGUGCCCGCCUUCCAGGAGAGCCCGUACACCUCCCCCGACCCCAAGCUGCAGGCGCACCUCAGGCGGAGGAUCGCCCGCUUCAGCGGGGCCGACGUCGCCCUCCUGGCGGCCGACAGCAGGCCCGGGCCCCGGGGCGGCAGCGGGAAGCCCUCGCGGAAGCUCCAGGACAAGCUGCGCAGGAUGAGGGCCACCUUUCAGUAGGCGGCCCGCAGGCAGCCCAGGAGCGCCCACAGCC